This is a messenger RNA of Eublepharis macularius, 2594 nucleotides long. It is a transcript of the gene MAB21L1, whose product is annotated as mab-21 like 1. The transcript has a single exon. The coding region runs from base 752 to 1831 and encodes 359 amino acids. Lineage: Eukaryota; Metazoa; Chordata; Lepidosauria; Squamata; Eublepharidae. The record is from RefSeq and is a predicted model, not a curated record.
UUUCCGAAGUCCUUUCUCAACUGCUGUGCGCUUGGCGGUGCAACUUUAAGGCGACAGAUCCCGCUCGGCUCUCAAACGGGUAGGUGGCCGGGCUGGUGGUUUUCUGCCAUCAGCCCCCUACCUUUAGUUUGCGUGUUUCCCUCUCUCUCCAAGAGAGGGAUUAAUUAACCGGGCUAGAGCUGAAGGAGGCUGCCGUGACGAGCCCAGUGGCGAUUGGCCGCCCGCCUGCCUGGCCCUGCCUUUAUAAUUUCCACACGAGUGCAUCUGGGCUCUUAUACAAACCAACAGCCAGCUUUUUCUGACAUAUACACAUACACACAGAUUGAGAGAGAGAGCCAGCACUUUCCCCACCAUCCGGCUAAGGACCCAGCACACACAACGGCUACUGCAGGAAAAGCAUAAAUAAAUACAUACCCAGAGGUGUUAUUAUUUUGACUAUUGGAAGCCUUGCUGUGUCUGGGUUCAAACUUUGAUUUUUUUUUUAAAAAAAGCUACAGCUCUCAAUGCUCACCGCUGCUCACUCAAGGACCCUUUAAAACAAACAGGAUUUCUGUUUAAAACAGACCUCCUAGCAGCCAGCAAGAAGAGAGAGCAUCUGAGAAAGAGCGGAGCAGCCGCAGCCCAGCGCCUUACGUUUCUCAGGGCGAGGCAGCCUGUUUCUUCUCUGAAGUUGGCUCCUGCCUUAGCAGCCGCAUUGGAUCCCACAGCCUACUGCGAGACUCCGGUCUACAACCCGGAUCUCUGCCCCAACAUGAUCGCGGCCCAGGCAAAGCUGGUGUACCAUCUGAACAAAUACUACAACGAGAAAUGCCAAGCCAGGAAAGCGGCCAUCGCGAAAACUAUCCGCGAAGUCUGCAAAGUGGUCUCGGACGUGCUGAAGGAAGUCGAAGUGCAGGAGCCGCGCUUCAUCAGCUCCUUGAACGAGAUGGACAACCGCUACGAAGGCCUGGAGGUCAUUUCGCCGACCGAGUUCGAGGUGGUCCUUUAUCUGAACCAGAUGGGCGUCUUCAACUUCGUCGACGACGGCUCUCUGCCGGGCUGCGCGGUGCUCAAGCUCAGCGACGGGCGCAAACGGAGCAUGUCGCUCUGGGUGGAGUUCAUCACGGCCUCGGGUUAUCUGUCUGCCCGCAAGAUCCGCUCGCGCUUUCAGACUCUGGUGGCCCAAGCCGUGGACAAAUGCAGUUACAGGGACGUGGUGAAAAUGGUGGCGGACACCAGCGAGGUGAAGCUGCGCAUCCGGGAUAGAUACGUGGUGCAGAUCACGCCAGCGUUCAAAUGCACCGGGAUCUGGCCGCGCAGCGCUGCCCACUGGCCCCUGCCUCACAUCCCCUGGCCGGGCCCCAACCGUGUGGCUGAGGUCAAAGCCGAAGGCUUCAACCUCCUGUCUAAGGAAUGCCACUCGCUGGCGGGCAAGCAGAGCUCGGCCGAGAGCGACGCCUGGGUCUUGCAGUUCGCCGAAGCCGAGAACAGACUGCAAAUGGGCGGCUGCCGAAAGAAAUGCCUCUCGAUCCUCAAAACGUUGCGGGAUCGUCACCUGGAACUGCCCGGGCAACCCCUCAACAAUUACCACAUGAAAACUCUGGUUUCCUACGAGUGCGAAAAACAUCCUCGGGAAUCGGACUGGGACGAGUCUUGCCUGGGCGACCGCCUCAACGGGAUUUUACUGCAGCUCAUCUCCUGCCUCCAGUGCAGGCGAUGUCCGCAUUACUUCUUGCCCAACUUAGACCUCUUCCAGGGCAAACCUCACUCCGCCCUAGAAAACGCAGCCAAACAAACGUGGCGACUGGCUAGGGAGAUACUCACCAAUCCCAAAAGUUUGGAAAAACUUUAGAGGGCACAGAACUGGCGGCCUUAAACUAUUAAAAAUCGCCUUUUUCAUGUGUUUGCGAGGAUUCUGUUACAGAGAGCGCGCGCAAAGGAUCUCCAUCCGAGAAUACAAGCACCGUGCUACGUUAAAGGAAGAGGCCGUCCGCACACACAUGCACACAGCCAACAGCAAGUAUUAUAGUUCUUGUCUGCAUCGCGAUUUUAAAAAUCCCGUUAGAAAAAGUUUAUGAUUAUCGCCUGGGAAAAUGCAAUAUCGGCUGUAAUGCAGCCUGAUUGUGACCACUCUGCCUACCGAUGGAUUAUAGAAAAGGCCGGCAUUUUUAAUGAAAACCUCUAUGUGAAUAAAAGCUUAUUUGGAUAUGCCAUCAGAACAACAACUACAAGAACAGUUCCCGCUCAUGUACAUUUUUAAUUUGUAUGGAAUAUUGUGAUCUCACAUUGUCUUUUGAAAUUGUGGAUGUUAGUGUUUUGUGAUUUGGUGAACAGAAGUUAAAUUGCCAUUUUGGGAUACUUCAAGGACAUUUUUCUGCAUACGAAGAUACGAUUUAAAAGGUAGAUUUUAUCAUGGUACUUUUGUUAAUUGUCUUUUGAAGUAUCUACAUUUAAAAGUUUACAUUUUUGGUUCAAAUAUAUUGCUUGUUCUAUUUCUAACAUUCCAUAAAUAUACUUGAAAUGUUAUUUAAAUAUAUUCAGAAGAAAUCUGGAUUUUCCUUAUAUAAUUGUGAAUAUUGGAAUUAUAUAUUUGAAAAAAAUGCACUUGAAAUACA